Messenger RNA from Phaeoacremonium minimum UCRPA7, 636 nucleotides. RefSeq names its product putative h aca ribonucleoprotein complex subunit 1 protein. Lineage: Eukaryota; Fungi; Ascomycota; Sordariomycetes; Togniniales; Togniniaceae. The record is from RefSeq and is a predicted model, not a curated record. Gene Ontology annotation, molecular function: box H/ACA snoRNA binding. Gene Ontology annotation, biological process: snoRNA guided rRNA pseudouridine synthesis; ribosome biogenesis. Bases 1 to 636 code for a protein of 211 amino acids. Gene Ontology annotation, cellular component: box H/ACA snoRNP complex. The transcript has 2 exons.
AUGUCAUUCCGAGGAGCUCCGCGUGGUCGCGGAGGCGGCUUUGGUGGACGAGGAGGCGGAUUCGGUGGUGGCCGUGGAGGGUACCAGCAGCGAGAUUUUGGCCCGCCGGCCGAGGUCCUUGAGAUGGGCAAGUUCAUGCACGCAUGCGAGGGCGAGAUGGUGUGCGAAAGCAUCAAUACCAAGGUCCCCCACUUCAACGCCCCGAUCUACCUUGAGAACAAGACCAGCAUCGGCAAGAUCGACGAGGUGCUCGGCCCCAUCAACCAGGUCUUCUUCACCAUCAAGCCCUCAGAGGGCAUCCAGGCCUCCAGUUUCAAGGCCGGCGACAAGUUCUACAUCUCCGGCGAGAAGCUGCUGCCCCUCGAGAAGUUCCUGCCUAGGCCGAAGCCGCCUCCGGGCUCCAAGGUCAAGAAGCCUAGCAGGGGUGGCGCAGGUGGUUUCCGUGGUGCACCCAGAGGAAGGGGUGGCCCCAGAGGAGGAUUCAGCUCGCGCGGCGGCGCACCGAGAGGUCGGGGUAGCUUUGGAGGCGGCAGAGGAGGUGGCCGUGGCGGUUCUGGCGGCUUUUCAAGAGGCGGCAGUGGCUUCUCUGGCGGACGGGGACGUGGAGGCAGUGGUGGCUUCGGCAGGGGUCGGUGA